UUUUUUUUAAUUUUAUAGGAAUGAAAUUUGGUCAAUUAAAACUUCGUCCAAUAAUUUCUUCCAAUUUGAAAGCAGAAAUGGAAUAUAAUCAACUUCGUUUAGAGCAAGUUCUCUCUCCUUUGUUGGCGCUUAUGUAUGGGACUGGAGACAAUGUACCUAACAAUUUAAUUCGUUCUUGUCUUAUAUUUGCUUGUGACCAUGGAAUGAAAAAAAUUGUUAAGGAAUUGGAAGAGAUGAUUUGUAAUGAAUUAAUUACUGGACCUAAUAUUCUGCUUAAUCAUUUCCAAUUUGCUGAGAGAUAUCAUUUGAAGAAUUUGGAACGCUUUUCUCUGUGGCAAUUGGAAUGUGAAGAGUAUCACAAAUUAGGCCUUGCACUGCUCGAAUUAGAAGAUUACAACAAACUUGGAAAAAAUAUGCGAUAUAAUAUUGAGGAUCGUCUUUGUAGUGGUUGGGGUGUUUAUAACAAAUCUUUGGCUAAACGUGAAAAGAGUGGAAUUAUUCGUUUUGUGUUAAACACCCAAUCUUGUGAGCCUGAAACUGCUUCAGUCAAAAACGAUGAUCUUUGUACUGUGGUGACUGAAAACGAGGCUGAAUUCGAUGCUUACCAGCAAGAGCUUGGUACUGAAGUAUAG
Molecule: messenger RNA, 632 nt
Organism: Meloidogyne enterolobii
Lineage: Eukaryota; Metazoa; Nematoda; Chromadorea; Rhabditida; Meloidogynidae
Source: the annotation of a GenBank genome assembly